Leptopilina boulardi is the source of this 1770-nucleotide messenger RNA. RefSeq names its product tubulin alpha chain-like. Gene Ontology annotation, molecular function: GTP binding; structural constituent of cytoskeleton. Bases 258 to 1571 code for a protein of 437 amino acids. The record is from RefSeq and is a predicted model, not a curated record. The transcript is spliced from 6 exons. Lineage: Eukaryota; Metazoa; Arthropoda; Insecta; Hymenoptera; Figitidae. Gene Ontology annotation, biological process: mitotic cell cycle; microtubule cytoskeleton organization. Gene Ontology annotation, cellular component: cytoplasm; microtubule.
UCAGAAAAAAAACAAAGCACAGUUCAAAAUCAGGCGACAGAUGUGUCAAACAAAAUGUCCCCCGAAAAAACCUAAAUUUUACAAAAAAUUUUAAGUGUAAAAAAAAAAUAUCUUUUUUUUCUAUAAUGCUGUUCAAUAACUAACAAAAAUAUAAUUUUUAAUAUUCAAUUUUCCAUUUCGUUUUGUGUUCUCCAUCAAAAAAUACAAAAAUUUCCAAUUUAUCAGAAAAUUCUAAGUAAUUGUAAUAAGAAAAAAUAAUGAAUAAAUCCGGGGAAAUUGUAACUAUUUUUGUUGGUCAAGCAGGAGUACAAGUUGCUUCGGCCUGUUGGGAAUUAUUUUGCUUGGAACACGGAAUAAAACCUGAUGGAUUUAUGCAUUCUGGAUAUGAUGCAAAUGAAAAAGCGCAUCAAGUAUUUUUCUCAACAGCACAGACAGGAAAAUUAUCACCGAGAACAUUAUUGGUGGAUUUGGAACCGAAUGUUAUAGAUGAAGUUCGAACAGGGCCCUAUAAGAAUUUAUUUAAUCCAAAUUCUCUUCUAAAUGGAAAGGAAGAUGCGGCAAAUAAUUUUGCAAGAGGAUAUUACACCGUUGGCCGUGAAGCAAUCGGAUCUGUUUUAGACAGGCUUCGUCGGGAAGUUGAGAAUGCAUCAAGACCCGCGGGUUUCAUAAUCUUUAGAUCUUUUGGAGGAGGAACUGGAAGUGGUUUCACAACUCUAUUAUUGGAAGGGCUUCUCGAAGAUUAUGGAAAGAAGACGAAAGUCGAAUUUGCAAUUUACCCAUCUCCUAAUCUUUCGACAGUAAUUGUUGAACCGUAUAAUUCGGUUUUUACAACCCACGGUACAUUGGAUUAUGAAGAUGUUUGCUUUCUUGUGGACAAUGAAGCGCUCUACGAUAUUUGCUCCAAAUUGAAACUAGAUAGACCAAAUUUCACAAAUUUGAAUCGUCUUGAAGCACAAGUAGUUUCGGCAAUUACUGCAUCAUUGAGAUUUGACGGAGCUAUAAAUGUGGAUCUACAAGAAUUUCAAACUAAUUUAGUACCAUAUCCUAGAAUUCAUUUUCCAAUAAUGUCAUUUGCACCGAUUCUCAAUAAGGAGAAGGCCAGGCUGGCAGACAUUUCAGAAAAUCAAAUUACUCAUGAUUGUUUCGAUCCAUCCAAUCAGAUGGUAAAAUGUGAUACAAGAACUGGUGCUUACAUGAGUUGCUGUUUACUUUAUCGCGGGGAUGUUAAUCCAACGAAAAUUAAUCAUGCCAUACAUACAUUAAAAGGAAAUAAAUCCAUCAGGUUUUGCGAAUGGAAUCCCACAGGAUUUAAGGUUGGUAUCAACUAUCAACCACCGAUUAUUGUCCCUCAAGGGGAUUUGCCACAGACGGACAGAUCUCUUACAAUAUUAAGCAAUAAUACAUCUAUCAGACAUUCAUGGAAGCGAAUUGCGUCUAAAUUUGAUACAAUGUACAAAAAAAAAGCCUUUGUACAUCACUAUCUUGCCGAAGGAAUGGAACAAAGUGUUUUUAAAGAAGCUCGAGAUGACAUAACAGCUUUAAUGGAGGACUACAAUGAAAUAGAAAAUUGAAUACUAUUCCGAUAAUUUUUUAAUGAUUUCGAUAAAUUAGAAACAACUUCUAACUCAUGAUAAUAGAAAACAAAAAAAAAACGGGGAUCAAAAAAUUGUUCAGAUUGCUUCAAAUUUGAAAUAUAUUCUGUAAAAACUUUUAGACCUUUGUAAUUAAAUUUUUAAAAAAAUAAAAAAAACUGACAUUUAUUAAAAAUGG